CCUACAAUAAACUAAACCCCUCCAUUUCGGAUAAUCGACAGUAGUAUAUUCCAGGCUUGCCUAUUGUUCUAUGGAAAGCCUUCACGUCGUACGAAUGCCUUUCAUUUUCAUCGUUUAGCGUUCUUCGAAUUCCCGGUCGACAAACUUUGUUGCUUGACCUCCCGAGUUUUUUGAAAUUCGAGAGUUUAUGAAGAGGAUGCACUCUGUCGAAUUCGGGCCACAGUAGAGUUUUAAUCCGUCGAGAUUAUCAAUGCGACAUUACCGUUAAACUCAAUUUCUUUAAUUUCUGGGAUUCAUACGCGAGAUUCGGCCGUUGCGCGACGAUUCUUGGCUGUGCCGCUCAUCAUGUCGUUUCGAGAUAACGACCAGCGCCGCUACGGCCACAUUCCUCCUGUUCAAUAUCCUAUCGCAAAUCGGUCUCCACAAGACCAGUCGUCUUACCCGACCCGUCAGCCAAGCUUCAACAACGGCGAUGAUUCUGGCGGUUUUGCCUCGAAUACAACUCGCACAAGCUAUCAACCGACAGUGAACACGUCUGUUGCAGGGCUCGGUAGCCGUGAUGAGCUGUUCUUAGCAAGCCCGACCGAUACUAGUAGACCUAACUAUGGCAAUUCGAACGUCGCAAUGGCCGGAUAUCAACACCACCAUCAGCCCCAGACGCCGCCUACGCCAUCAACCUACAACCCUCAGGCAUUUGCUCGCCCUCAAUCUACCGUAGUGCCCUAUCUCCCACAUCCGUCGCACAGGCGGACACAUCAAAAUCUGCCUCCUGCUCCUGCUCCUGCUCCUUAUAGUCCUACUUCGACGACAGCUAAUAGCUUUGCGCCCGCUCCAUACAAUCCUGCUGCAUAUUCUGGAGCACCGGCACCUCCUCAGCGUCAGCCAACUUACACCGGCUAUACUAAUAAUUACAACAAUCAGUCUUAUAAUUCACCAGCAGUAAACCAAUCGCCUUAUUUUCAAUCUCAGCUUACAUAUGCCUCUACGAAUGCCCAGCAAGCACAAUCGUCUCCUCCACCAGCUCCUUACGGUGCCGGCUACGAUCAACCCACAUAUAGCUCGACUUAUCUGUCUGCUACAAAUUCAGUAGCCCCGGCCCAUACCACCAAUUACGAUUCCUCGCAAACACGAUAUUCUCCGACUCCUUCGAACGAUGACGACGCGACACCACCUGCUACGUUUUUCCACUCGUCCGACUCCUCUACAACCUCGCUGGUACCGUAUCCAAGUCAUUCGCAAAUACCUGUAGGCCCGAACUACUCUGUCAACGAUCCGCAUUCGUUUUUGAAUGGUCCAUCCAGGUCCAACUCGGUAGCAUCGCCUAUCCCUUCGCCUUCAGCCUAUUCGCAACCAGUGACCGCCUUGGCUCGACAUCCAACUAACGCACCACUGCCAAGUCGCCCCGUCGAUGACACCGCGGACGAGCCCUUUCCAACUAAUGGUGCUUUAACACUUGAUAUAUCCCGAGAGUACGCUGCGCAAAAUAAUAUCAUGCAGGAUAUUGAAGCAGAGCUUGGAAGGAGAAGGAAUGGCUCGUUGACCAACCGGCCAUCGGGAUUGGAUCAACGCAACGGGUCUUUACCCGAAGAUGACCUUCAAAAUCUCCGCCGGCUAACAUCCAACGCGAGCUAUCAUUCAACUGCCACAACACUCACUAACCAAGAAGAGCCCUCUGGGGUGAAUCGGUAUUCCUCCAAUGCAUCGACGUUAAACAAAAAUCGUUCCACCGAUCCUUACGCAUACGAAGGAGACAACGGAGAUGAAAGCGAUCCUGAGGGUGCCGCUGGGGCCCAGGCAUUGCGGCAAGCAGAAGAAGACGAUCGCCUAUUUAGUUCAACUUACAUACCAUAUUUCGGUCCGCCGGAGGUUGCCACCCUCCCGACUCACAAGGAAGAGCCAAGCAGUGACAGUGACUAUGCUGCUGGAAUGGACCUCGGGCUUAUGGGUGGUGGUUACGCAGGAAAUGUUACCUAUGGCAACGAAAUUGGAUCGCCUCCUGCCUCCGACAUCGUCGCCGAGGAGACCCAGGCUUUGCCUUCCCGCAUUAAUCAUACGUCUCAAAGAAGUCAUGGGAGCAACAAGUAUCCUGCUUUUCAGGAGGCUGACGUAGACUAUGAGGGCACUGGAGGCUUACAACAACCAUCGGCCCAUCGGUUGAGUUUUGACGAAGGAGAUGAGCAUGUUUCUCUUCAUUCAAGACAAAGUGGCAGUGAUUCUCCUCCCAGAGAAGACUAUCCGGAUAUGUUUUAUCACCCUGGUCUAUCGAAUCGGCCACUCCCUGCCAUUCCCGCUGGAUCGGAUAGCAGCUCAAUGCUGUCUGUUCAGUCACCAGCUCGACCUGAAUAUCAACACGGAUAUUCUCUCAGUGUAGAUGCACGUCCAUACACUGGACCAGAUGCUCAGUAUGGACAAAAUGCCCAGCAGAUACAAGUGGAACGCUCUAUUUCGCUAUCGAGUCACAGUACCUCGCCUAUCGUUCAGCCACCCGGCAGGUCAAAGACUGAUGCCGCCGAUGAGCGAAACACGCGAUUAAAAUAUCUAAGAAAUCACCAGCUGGUUCCUAAUCAAGCAUUGCCAUAUGAUGGUUAUGAAACUGGCGCGGCAUCGUCUAUAAACUACGAUGUCAUAACCCUCCCAAGCGGCCGGCGGCGGAAGUUUCAACCGGAAAAGCUUACCGUGGUUGAUGUUCGUAAUUGUGCAGAGCCAUGGGCUUUGAGUGGCAUUGCCAGAUGGAUUCGAGAAAUGGCUGACGGUGAACCUGACUUAAAAAGAAAGACCCUCGAAGACGGCCUGGUCAGAUUGUUUUGCCUGAAAGUCCCCACGAUGAACGUUGCGGAUGCUGAAGCACUUAGUACACAGGUCGCGGAUUCCAUGUUGAAAGCUGGCAUUCUUGUUCCCGAGGAGGAAUGGCUUAAGUUCGGUCCCGGAUCUAUAUCUGGUGUGCUAUGGCAAUUGAUUGGUUCCGGCUGCUACGCGCCGAAGUUACAUGAAUAUGACAACGAUGUAACUGGGCAUGAGGUACCUGUAAGAUGCUAUUCGCAUCAUUGCAACAGGACUCUAAAGAAAGCGAACCUGGACGAUUUCAUGUCUCAUGGAGUUAAGACUUUCGACUGGUCGACAUAUUAUAAUAUGACAAAGGAGAGUAUAGAGGGCAAGCCAAAGAAAGAGGUUGGACGGCAAAAUGUCUUGCACGAAAUUAUCACGUCAGAAGAAGUUUACAUGGACCACCUUGACGUGCUCAGGGUUCUCUACCGAGACCAGCUCCUUCAUGCACAACCCAAGAUUAUUGCCGAAGGCAGGCUCGAUAAAUUUGUUAGCAAUGUCUUUGGGAAGGCCGAUGCUGUCCAGCAGGUGAAUAUGGAUCAUCUAUUAGCUCAACUGAAAUAUCGACAAAAAGAGCAAGGCCCUUGGAUUGUGGGCUUUAGUGAUAUCUUUAGAGAAUGGGUUAGAAAAGCUAGGACAGCGUAUGUUGAAUAUGCGUCCGCCUUCCCAUACGCGCGUUAUCAAGUGAAGAAGGAAGCAGAGAGAAACUUCUUAUUUCGACAAUUCUUAGAAAACAACCGAGCCCACCCUCGUUCUCAGCGCCUCGACUGGACAAGCUACCUCAAAGACCCCAUCACACGUCUGCCAAGAUAUUCGCUUCUCCUGGAAACAGUACUGAAGCAUAUGGUUCAAGAUAGCGAGGAAAAAGCAAAUCUGAAGAGGGCUAUCGAGGAAGUUAAGUUGAUGACUCUCGAAUGCGACGCAAAGGUAGACGAGAUGCAAAAGAAGGUGACGAUGAUUGAGUUGGACCAGAUGCUUGUUCUCCGACCUGGUUUCCAUGCCGAUCUUCACUUGGAUCACCUCGGUCGCGAGCUCAUACUUCAAGGAGACCUUCAACGGAUGAGCUCAAAGGGUGUACGAUGGGUUGAUACGCAUGCCCUAUUAUUUGAUAACUACUUGAUUCUCGCAAAGCUAGUUAUAUCAAGAGAUGGGAGGCAAGAUAGAAAAUAUGAUGUCUCGAAAGAACCUAUUCCUAUGCCUUUGCUGUUCCUCGAAAGUAGUCAAGAUGACCCAAUCUCUAAACAAAAAGGCAUCGCUACUCCAUUGACGCGGGCAGCGAAUCCUCCGCCGGAUAGCAAGAUGAGCAAAGUGUCAACGAACAACAGUGAUCGGCCUGGUCUGGAUCAUGCGGCUACGAACGCGUCUACUGGCUCCGGAACUGUCACUAGAUUGAACCCUGUUAAUGUAGGGGAUAACGAGGGUAAAAUUCUUUAUCCCUUCCGUAUCAAACAUCUAGGACACGAAGUGUAUACUCUUUUUGCUCAAUCAGCCCAGACACGACAAGAUUGGUGUGAUAGAAUCAUAGAAGCAAAAACGCGCCACGCCAAGGCCUUGCAUGCUCAAAAUGCUGAGCCGUUCCGGUUGCGAGUAAUGUCUGACAGUGCUUUCGCUUACGACCCAGUUGCGGCCAUCGGCAAAUAUGUUGGGGGGGUGCACAUACGUGGGACUCCUCUUGAUAGGGCUAUUCGAGACGUGGAGAAGACAUGGGGUUCCGGCCGCGGGCCUCCUCCAAUUUCACGGGCAGGCGUGAACUGUGCUACUGGGUUUACGGCCUUCGGCAAGAAUAUGGUUGCAGUGGGAACGGACGCGGGCAUAUGCGUAUCAGCGGUUAGCGACUCAAGGGGUUGGAUUAAGACUGUAACAACUACUCGAGUCACACAAAUCGCUGUACUCGAGGAGUUCUCUGUUGUUCUCGUGCUGUCGGAGCGGAACCUUGUAUCUUAUCCUCUAGAAGCUGUGUCUUCUACCUUUUCAGGGGCAGCUAACGACAACCCUCGUCGUUCUCCUCAGAGACUGGCAAAAGAUGUAUCGUUUUUCGCGACCGCCCGUAUGAAAGAUCGGAUGCUCGUAUUUUACAAGAGAAAGGAAAAUCUGCAUAGUACUUUUAAGGUGCUUGAGCCCGUCUUUCAGAAAGCAACGGAGAAAAAAUCCCGACUAUUUGGAGGUAGCCGAAAAGCGGGCGUAGGAGUCACCGAAAGCUUUCGAGACUAUGACGAGUUCUUCUUCCCUACGGAAUGCUACUCGCUCAAUAUUUUCCAUACAUACAUCUCUGUCGCUACGGCUAGAGGCUUUGAGCUUUUGACUCUCGACAAGAAAAUACCAAUGUCAAUUCCCGACGUUAGGCAGCCUGCUAUUGCCAAUAUUGCAAACCGCAUCAAGGAUCAGCGACCUUUGGGCAUGUUCCGCCUUAACGACCAGGAAUUUCUCUUAGCAUACGAGGACUGCGCCGUAUACGUGGAUAAGUACGGUGAUGUGAGCCGUAGCGUCAUCAUGGAGUACUCGGGCAAACAAAAGAAAGCCAGGGGUGCGACAAUGUAUGGGCAAUACUUACUCCUUUUCAACGAGGACUAUGUCGAGGUGCGUAACGCCGAGAAUGGGCGACUACGUCAGAUAAUUGCUGGAAGGGACGUCAGAGUGUUAGACUAUGGUGUUCGAGGACCAACAGGGGGCUCUUCCAGCGCAAAUGAAAACAGAAUGCCAGCCCAUGUCGUAGAUAAUGGGCCCGACUCAAAGGGCACUGUCAAGGUAUGCAUGGCGCACCCGGAGGUUGCAGGACAGCAAAUUGUUCUGGAAAUGUUACUUAAUAGCGGGCACAUGGAGAAAUGAGAGGUCACGAAAUGGUACGACAUGGCAAUGAUCGAGACGGAGACUUGCAAUAAUGAGCACUAUCUGACUUGUACUGCAUGAUCACAGUUGAGUAUUCUUGGGGUUGGUAGGGUAAAGAAGGUUGCAUAUUUAUUUCUACGGCACGCAUCUGGCGCGGUCGAGCGUCUUCAUUUCAAAUGGAUAUCCGGCCAGAUUUUGCAGGCCAUGUUCCUUUUUCGGAUCUACUACUAGUACCUAUUAGAAGGGAAAUUCUUUAAUAAUUGGUGUUCUAUGCGGACUGGUGAAUGCUGUGAAUGACUGUUGCUCGAAACCUUCAUAAACUGAAUAUAUGGUAACCUCAGGUAAUGAGUAUAUAUGGCUGCCUCUGACAGCAUGUCCUCGGUAGAUUUGAUUGGUGUUGAUGUUCAGUUCGUGGUAUUUCUUCGAGUUGAAAGUUGAAAGAGAAAUGCCAGGCAAUAAUCA
Molecule: messenger RNA, 6111 nt
Organism: Hypoxylon fragiforme
Lineage: Eukaryota; Fungi; Ascomycota; Sordariomycetes; Xylariales; Hypoxylaceae
Product: CNH domain-containing protein
Exons: 3
Coding region: 346-5649 (1767 amino acids)
Molecular function (GO): guanyl-nucleotide exchange factor activity
Source: RefSeq, a predicted model, not a curated record